Messenger RNA from Nyctereutes procyonoides (raccoon dog), 1676 nucleotides. It is a transcript of the gene RTP3, whose product is annotated as receptor transporter protein 3. Gene Ontology annotation, molecular function: olfactory receptor binding. NCBI's taxonomy places the organism in Eukaryota, Metazoa, Chordata, Mammalia, Carnivora, Canidae. The record is from RefSeq and is a predicted model, not a curated record. Gene Ontology annotation, cellular component: cytoplasm. The transcript has 2 exons. The coding region runs from base 112 to 1005 and encodes 297 amino acids. Gene Ontology annotation, biological process: protein targeting to membrane; detection of chemical stimulus involved in sensory perception of bitter taste; protein insertion into membrane.
CGAAGAGCAGGCCCUAGCCCUCGUUCUUUAAAGUGGGAAAUCUCUUGUCCUGCUACAGACCUGUCAGAGUCCUGGAGAUCUGGAUGCACCCAGCUCACCACAUAGCAUGCAAUGGAUCAGGACAUGGAGGUAUGGAAGCAAAUAUUCCAGGAAUUAAUUCAGGAAGUGAAGCCAUGGCACAAAUGGACCCUGAGAGUAGACAAAGACCUUCUUCCCAACAACCUGAAGCUGGGGUGGUCACAAUACCAGCAGUGGGGCUUUGCCAGGUUCCAAUGCUCCUUGUGCUCUCGAAGUUGGGCCUCUGCUCAAGUGCAUGUCCUUUUCCACAUGCACAAGAGUGAGGGGAAGCCCAGGGGCAAAGUGAAGAUGAGAGUCUUUGCCCAGAGAUGUCGGAACUGCGAUCAGUCUCCAUUUGAGUUUCCCGAGUUCACAAAAGAGAACAUCUCAAGGAUCCUGAACAACCUGGUGUUCCGAAUCCUGAAGAAAUGCUACAGAGAAGGAUUUAAGUCAAUGGAAGAGAUUCCCGUGAUCAAGGAAAUCACUCUUGAAGGGCCACACGACAAGAACAACUGCGAGGCGUGUCUGCAGGGCUAUUGUGCUCAGGGUGGGUUACGUGAGGCCAUGCAGUCACCAGUGUCGCUGACACCUCCCACCAUAAGCUCACCUGCUCUUGAGACAGACAUUCCCAUGCCCUCUCCCAUAAGGAGUGGCACCACCAUGGACGCCGUGAAGGGGAACGCUGGGGCCAACAAGAGUAAGGCUUUACCCCGACCCUGGUGUUCUGGGCCCACACAGAAUGCGAUCCUCCCCACCCACUGGAGCCCGAGAGCAAACACCCACUAUGGCAUGGAGAGGAGAGCCCAGGUCAGCACCUCAAGUGAGGUGCUUUAUUCUCACAUACCCCAGAAUCCCAGGUACAGGAAUUUGAAUGCUUGCUACUGUUUUCUCCUUCUGAUCAUUGUAGUGGUGAUUAUCGUAGAAACCAUUCAGUGGACCUCAACAUGAUGCCAAGUUCAAAGUCAUGCAAUAUGAUCCCACUGAUAGGAAAUAUCCAGAACAGGUACAUCCAGAGACAGGUAGUAGACUUGGUGGUGGCCAGGGGCUUCUUCAGCAAAGGGGAUUAAUCUGUACGGGCCUUUUGGGGGGCCAAGGGUGGAUGGUGAUGAUGAUGUCUGGCACAAGACGGAGGGAGGGGUCAUACAACACUGGGCAUGCAGUAAAUGCCAUUGAAUUGUUCAUUUUAAGGUGUUUGGUUUCGUGUGAUUUUUUAAUGGUUGGUGUUAAUUUCACCUCAAUUAAAUUUUGUGUGAAAAACACUGAAAUUCUGCUCAUUCUCUGGAGAACUGAGACUAAAGCCUUUAUGCUCACAGAACCACUUGGAAAUCUCAUGAGACCUGUGGAUGUUCUUUCCCCUGAGAAGCUUGCACAGACUCUAUGACAUCAGCCCAUGGAGGCACUUGGCAUGGUUUUCAUUAGGCUGAAAAUCUGGGUCUCGAAGCAGUGUUCUCCACCACAGGGUCCACACAGCUCAGGGCUGCGGCAGGACCAUCCACCCAGGUUGGGGAGAUAAGCUUCAAAUUCUAUUUCAUGUUUCUUUGUACUUUACUAUUUCUCGCUGCAUGGUGUAUAAUGUAGGUUAGUGUACUAAUAGAAUGGUGGUGUGAUACGAUGCGUAA